AUAUAUUAUUUUUUUUUUUUUUUUCAGUUGGUGAUUGAAAAUGUUGCCGCGAGCAAGAAAGCGUUGCAUUCAUUGUUCCAACAACAGUGACAUCAUCAACAGUGACAACAACGAUAGUGAUGAGAAGAAAGCGGUAAAUUACUUUAAAGAAAUCGAUAGGCUUGACUCAUUUUUUAAAGGUAAUAAAACUAUUUGGCCGCAUCAAUAUCCAAAACCGAAUCAUUUAGCAGAGGCCGGCUUCUACUUUUUAAAAGUUUUCGAUAGAACAAAAUGUGUUUUUUGCAAUGUAGUUUUGGAAAAUUGGGAAGUGAGUGAUUAUGCUAUUUUUGAACAUAAAAAAUGGUCACCGAAGUGCGGCUUCAUAAACAAUUAUCUUGUUGGUAAUAUUCGUACAACGUCAACUUUUCAGAAAAACCCAGACUACAAUGAACAAUACGAACGUGAAAAUUCAUUUAUGAAAAUGGAAUGUUUGCCGAAAAAUUUCAAACAGUUAGCAAGUGAGGGAUUUUAUUAUGGUAUUGAUUUUUCAAAUUCGAAUGGAUUUGGUCUUAUUUGCAGUGGUUGUCGUAUGUGGGCAGACACAUCGAUCAAUAAAUACCAAUUGAGGGAUUUACACAUUCAAUCAUCGCCAAAUUGCGAUUUUGUUAAAAAAAGUUGCGAAGCAGAAGAAGAAGAAGAAGAAGAGAAGAAGAAGAAGAUGAUGAUAAAGACAUAACCUAUUAGCAGUGUGUGUGUGUGUGUGAUAAGUAUUCCAGUUUUAAUUAGCAGUUAAGUGUGAAGAACAAUAAAGACAUGCGCCUAGAGUGGGCUAAUCAGUUUUAGGGGACAUUAGAAGAACAUUAUUUGUAUGAUAGAAGUAUUCAGUUGAAAAAACUGAUGGGAUGACAGUGAAGGCAGUUAAGUGUGAAGAACAACAAAGACAUCCACCUAGAGUGAGCUAAUCAGUUUUAGGAGCACAUUAGAAGAACUUUAUUUGUAUGAUAGAAGUAUUCAGUUGAAAAAGACUGAUAACAUUAGUUUGCUAAAUUUGUAUGAGAAGAAAACUGACAACAAACAGAAAACUACUGUUGGAUUAGAAGAAUGUAUUUCAAGUGAGUUUGCUAGUUGAGUAAAUGGAAAAUAAACUUACAUUGGUUCCGCUGUUGUUUGGCGCUGCCAUAGGCGAGGAUUGAUCUGCUGACAUCGUCGUAGUGUUGUUGGAGUUUCAAACUGAUACUAACAGAAGGACGCAGUUUUUCGUCAUUAUAUAUUAUCAACUUGAUGAAUAUAGAUGGUAAGAAGUUCAAAGAAAGUAUAUCUGUUUUGUGCAUAUGUUGUAUGCGAAAUUUAGUACAGAUGUGCGGAACACUGAUAAGGAAACGUUUGCAAAUUUCUUAAGGAACGGUCAAAAUGUGUGCACCUUGCAUGUCUCUGUAACGGACUUAACAUCUGCUAGCUGAGUGAAAGAUAUUAAUUUAUUCAUUGUGCAGUGCACAUGCAUACUUAUAUAAUUAUUGCAACCCCCACAUGUUCUGCGUGAUAACAAACUGACAGUUGAUGGUACCGAGCGGCGCAAAAUUAUAAAAGCAUCGAGCGACAUGAUAUUGCUUGCAUUCGAUUAUAGUGUGACGUUUCAUGCACAGUGCAAAUGGACAAGCAACAAUCCGAUAAAGCAGCGGCUGCAACAAGCGAAGAAGCAGUAACACCAACAAACAACACCCUGGUUGAGUCGAUAGCGCACGACAAGGAGGUGGAGGUGGAAAUGGCAAGUGAGGAAUGGUGCGUGGUUGACAGCAGCGAAUCGCCGCCGGCAAAACGUGUGCACUUUUCCACAGCGUGCGAUACGCCAAAACGUGGCGGACGGGGCCACGGCAUUUAUUUUGCCGAUCAACGACGCGUCAUCGCUCAGGGCAGAGGCCGCCAAAUUGAUGUGGCUGGUGUGAGCGCGGACUCAUCAUUGCAACAGUCCAGUCGCAAUAGUGGUCAGCAAGCUGAAGCAUCAUCAUCAUCACUGAUUCUGCUAGACGUGACAAACUCAUCGCAACCGAGGAUCGUGAACGCUACUGCUACUAACAUCGACAACGAAGUUGAAAACAUUGACCCGCAGGAAACAAGCUCUUCAAAGCGGUAAGACGGCAAAAACCUAUUAUUACUAAUACUACUACUACUACUACUAGCAAAAUCAAAAAACUAUGGAUUAUACUAUUGAACGAAGUACUAGCAUAAAUUCGAGUGCAGUUCGCUACAGAUUUGUUUUUAGAAAAAUAUUCAUUGAUGUUGUUCAAACAUUAUUGCAAAUUUUAAAGCCGAAAGUAAUUGAAUUAAUUGUUGAAGAAAGUGAUAAUUUUGACAAAAAUAUUAAAUGGUAUUUUGUUACAACUGUUCAAUUGAAAAAAGUAAAUGUUGAUAGCGGCAGCAGCAGCGAUCAAUCGCAACAAGAAGAAAUCGUUGAAACUAUGACAAACGCAUCGUUUUACAGUUAUACGUCAUUGUUAAUUAAUGUUGAUGAACAAUUAGAUAUUUUGCAAGACCAAUUUAUUAGUGGUGUAGAGAAAAUUGAAUCAACGCUUGAUAAAUUUAUUAGGUACGGCAGUGGUUGGUCUGUAGUUAGAAUCAUUUCAUUUGAUUUGAAUAUUACUCGUUACAAUCCUUUAGCUGGCGGAAAUAGUACAUACAUUGAAACACCUGCUUUUAUAAAAGCAAAAAGAGCCGUUAUAAAUGUAAAAAACACAAAUGAUAGUAAAUGUUUUGUAUGGAGUGUACUUAGCUAUUUUCAUUACAGACGUAGAAAUAUGAAUGUUGACUAUCUGAUGCAAUUUGAAAAUAAUCUAAAUUUGACCGGUAUUAAGUUUCCUACUACAGUGCAUGACAUUAAAAAAUUUGAAGUGCAAAAUUUAAACAUUUCUAUAACAGUGAUUGCUUAUGAUGCUGCUAAAAAAAAGUUUUUCCCGUACCGUUGUUCAAUUUAUAGACAACGCGAACAUAAAAUCAAUCUUCUACUAUUGUCAAAUGAUACAACGCCGAAAAAAUGGCAUUAUGUUCUGAUAAACACGUGUCAAGGGUAUAACGGAUUGUCACGGCUACUGAGUCAUCACUUGUCUUUGCAUAAUGGUCAAGUGUUCAUUUGUCCAUAUUGUUUUAACAAAUUUACAACUAACCGGCAUGCAAAUUGCGAUGGAAAAACCAAUCUAGAAAAACAUAUGGAUUUGUGUUCAACAUUUGCAAUACAAAGAACAGUACUACCUAAACAGGGUGAAAUGUUAAAGUUUAAAAAUUUUUCGUACACACUAAAAAAUAAGUACAUUGCAUUUGCCGAUUUUGAAAGUUUUAUUGUACCAACAAAUAACGGUGAGGAGCUCGAUGACGAUGACGAUGAAAAUGUUGAUGAUUUGCUCGGAACUGAUAUAGGAAAUAGCUUUACAAGGAAAACACAAAAACAUGUUGCUUGCGGCUAUGCGUUUAUUAUUUUAGACGAAUCAGGUGAAAUAUUCUACGGCCCACGCGUUUAUAGAGCUACAAGUGUUGGCGAGAAAAUUAUUGAACAAUUUCUUGAUGAGAUCAUUGCCAUAGGUCGAAACUGUUCCAUUGAUAUGCAACAAGAAGUGCCCAUGAUUGAAUUAAAUGAAGAACAAUUAUUAGCUUUUAACAAUAGUACAGUAUGUUUCUUGUGCAACGAUGAAUUUAAAGCCAACGAAAUUCGUAUUAGGCACCAUUCUCAUACAACAGGCCAUUUUCUCGGUGCAACGCACAAGUCAUGUAAUUUAAAUGCAAAAGCACCAAAACUAUUAAACUGUUUUUUUCAUAAUUUUCGCGGAUAUGAUAGUCAUUUCAUUGUUAAGGCAUUAGCAGGACGAAAGGAGAAAAUUGAUUGUAUUGCAAACUCAUCGGAAAAAUUCCUCACAAUUACAAUAGAUCGAGUACGUUUCCUUGACAGUUUUCAAUUCUUAAGCUCAAGUCUACAGUCACUUGUUGCCAAUCUUGCAAGUGAUACAGAAAACAUUGAUACUAAUUUCAAAGUAAUGUGUAAAAUAUUCAACGAUAAAAAUCAACAAAAACUUUUACUACGUAAAGGCGUGUACCCGUAUCAGUACAUAACAGAUGCUGAAAAAUUUGAAGAACAGCAAUUGCCGGCAAUUGACUCAUUUUACAGUACACUUAGUAAUACAGCAUUGCAAGUAGACGAUUACGAGCAUGCACAGAAAGUUUGGCGCGAAUUUAACAUAAACUCAUUGGGUGAAUAUCAUGAUCUCUACCUUUUGUCAGAUUGCUUACUGCUGGCAGAUAUUUUUCAAAAUUUUAGGACUGUAUUUUUUACAAUUUACAAACUGGAUGUAUCACACUUUGUAUCGUUACCGCAUUUUUCGUUGAAUGCAAUGUUAUAUUUGACUAAAGUACGUUUAGAAUUAAUUAGCAAUGCUGAUAUGAACUUGCUCAUAGAAUCUGGUUUACGCGGUGGUCUGUCAGUUAUUCCCCACCGUCAUGCAGUCGCAAACAAUAAAUAUAUGGGCGCAAAUUAUAACCCAGCUAUUGAAAAUAGUUUUUUGCUCUAUCUUGAUUGUACAAGCUUAUACGCACAUACAAUGAUUGCC
Messenger RNA from Nilaparvata lugens (brown planthopper), 4568 nucleotides. RefSeq lists its product as uncharacterized. The record is from RefSeq and is a predicted model, not a curated record. Lineage: Eukaryota; Metazoa; Arthropoda; Insecta; Hemiptera; Delphacidae. The transcript is spliced from 2 exons. Bases 1628 to 2110 code for a protein of 160 amino acids.